Molecule: messenger RNA, 879 nt
Organism: Exophiala xenobiotica
Lineage: Eukaryota; Fungi; Ascomycota; Eurotiomycetes; Chaetothyriales; Herpotrichiellaceae
Exons: 2
Coding region: 1-879 (292 amino acids)
Biological process (GO): DNA-templated transcription
Cellular component (GO): nucleus
Molecular function (GO): DNA binding; zinc ion binding
Source: RefSeq, a predicted model, not a curated record
AUGCAGAUGUUCGACAAUGGACAUGUUCCCGAGUCGCUACUGCUCAUUAUCGCUGCGACGACCCUCAGAAUCCUGGAUCCAGAUGAUCCACGGCCUCAUCGAUGGGCAGACGAGUGUCGGCGGAAAGUCCUGCUGGAUGCCUUUUUACCACCGACGCAGACCACCCUGCAAACAUUCAUCCUUCUGCAGCGUUACGAAUGGCAUCGUGGGUCGCAUAUGAGCGCCUGGAUCACCUCUGCUAUUGCGGUACGUCUGACUCAUGCACUGCAACUGAACCUGGAACUGCCACGAAAGUCUGGCAAUGUCCACCCGGUUUCUCUCACUGUACGGGAAAUGCGGCGACGAACCCUGUGGGCUUGCUUCGUAAUGGAAAGUCUGAUGGAGAGUGGCCGCCAUCCAUUUAGUGGACUUGAUUUAUCUUCGAUCGAAACUAAUCUCCCCGGUGACGAACAUUCUUUCCAGCUUGGGAUAGGAAACGAGUUGCCGGGGUCCUGGACAGACAGCGCUUCAGAACCAUCGACGAUCCUCAAUCUUCCCUGGUUUCAAGGACGUCCAGAUAUUCCCGCCUAUCUCGUGAGACUAGCAAUCUUGCGGCUGUUGAUUUUGCAGUACACUGCUCCAUAUCACCCUCGAAAUGCGGAUCGAAUGCCGCAGACACUGCCUUGGCUGGCCGAGGGGCCUUUUUACCAGUUCGAAGCCGAGCUGACAAGGUGGUCGGCAGAUUUUCCUGACAGUCUUCGACUCAGUACCGACAACUUGUACCGCCGUCAGCCCGAUCUUUUGGGCUUCGUCACUUUUCACUACUGGACGCCUUCAGAAUGCGAUGGCCAUCGCCAGUACGAUAGAAACAUCGCUACCACAUCUGCGUUCGGAACAUGA